Messenger RNA from Ilex paraguariensis (yerba mate), 994 nucleotides. Lineage: Eukaryota; Viridiplantae; Streptophyta; Magnoliopsida; Aquifoliales; Aquifoliaceae. The record is from the annotation of a GenBank genome assembly.
GGGAGGACUGACUGUACCAAGCAAUCUAAGGAUACUACAGUGGCAAGUGUGCAAGAAGAAGCAUAACACGCUGGAAUUUCUCAUUCCAUGGUGGGAUCUCCAAGUGGGUAUAUCAGUAAACCAGUUCUUGUCCAUUUUUAGUUCUUCAAACUCAGAUUUCAGGCAGAGGGCAUUUUCAUUGUUGUUUUCAGAUGGUGAAAGUGAAGAACUGAAUGAUUCACAAACAGCAAACUCGCAUAAUUUCCCUCGACAUUUUAGUGAAGCAAAAGAAAAAUUAGGCCUUGCUCCGGCUGCCAUUGUUCUAUCUCGAAGGGAAUCUUAUGAUUCUUCAUCAGCUUUGAAAUCCCUGGAUAUCAACAGAAGGCCAAGGUCGAACUCCCCUAUAUUAGCUGCAAGAAAAUUAAAAGCAGGUGCGUCAAAAGAAAACGAAGACCCAGACAUGGUUAGCAACCCUUAUCAGGCCAUUGUCAUGGCUAGAGAUUCUCUCAGACAAAGAGAAGGAACAGCUAAGAUGCAGGCAGAAAUUCAGAAAUUGGAUGAUGAAGUGAGUGAGUUGAAGCAAAAGACAGAAGAGGAGAAACUUACCAUCCAAGACUUGGAGUUGGUGCUUAUAAAACGAAGAAGACAUGCUGAAAAGCAUCGCAGGCUAGCAGAGUCACAAUCCUCAUAUAGAGCAAUCCUGGAAAAGAUGAUUCGAGACGCCAUGCACCAGAGUGUCAUUUAUAAGGAACAAUUGAGGUUGAAUCAGGCAGCAUCCAAUGCUCUCAUCGCAAGACUUGAAGCUCAGAAGGCAAUUUGCGAUUCCUCAGAGAGAGAACUCCACACAAAGUUUAAACAAAGGGAUGAGCUUGAGAAACAGAUAAGACCCGAAUGGGAGCAAGCAAGGAAGAGAUCCAGAAUGGAUGAUUUCUUAUUCGAAGAGAAAGAUGACAGGACAGUUUUAUAUUUGCCAGCAAGCAAGCCAAGAACACAUCUACAUAAGGCAACAGAAUGA